UCUGCGGCCGACGGCGCCCGUCCGACACCAGUCAGCCCGAGGCGACCAUAAAAACGCCCCUACAUUCUCCAUCCCAUAUUAUGGCGCCGCAGUUGUGUGAUAAGAUGUCUGUGUGAAAUAGUGGUGGUUAUUGGGGCUAAUAAAUGAGUUGUAUUGUUUACAAGAACAUAACGGUUUGUCCCCGUGAUUUGAAGAGAGUUUGAUACCGGUUUUCACCUAUAUGGAGACCCAGCAGCACAGCGCUAACGGUUCUAUGGCAGGGCAGUUGUGGGGGAGUCUGAGCCGCUGUCUGUGGCGCGAGGACUUCUGGCUUCCCGAGGGCUUGGUGUGGGACGACCUCCGCUCCACCGACCACCUCCAUUAUCCGGACCCGUUCGACAUCUGGUUCUAUCCGCUCGUUCUCGGCGGCGUGUAUUUCCUCUUCUGCAGCUGGAUCGUGGAGCCUCUCGUCCUCGCUCCCCUGGCGACUCUGCUGGGAGUCUCGAACAAGCGAUGCCCGAAACCGCAGCCCAAUGAGACUCUGGAGACCCUCUACCGAAAAUACCACCUGAAAGUGCCACUCAAGGCGCUAAUCAAGUCCUCGGAGACGACGGGUCUAACCGAGCGCCAGAUAGAGAGGUGGCUUCGUCGCAGGUACAAGUCUCAGCGCUUCAACCAGCGGGAUAUGUUCAUCGACUGCGGGAUCAAACUUCUAGGCCACACUUUGUUCGCUGUUUACGGGUACAGCAUCAUGUUCUCGAAGCCUUGGGUGUGGGACAUCACACUCUGCUGGGAGAAAUAUCCAUUCCAUACCUUGCAUAGUGACAUAUGGUGGUAUUACAUCUCCGUCCUCACUGUAUACUGGAAGCUCUUCGUCUCCGAGUUCUUACAGCCUGGAAGGAAACAGGACGACCGUCUGUUCAUGAUCCUCCACCACGCCGUCACAGUCCUCCUCAUGACUUUCUCAUGGACGUGCAACUUCAUAAGAAUAGGAAGCCUGGUGCUGAUGGUCCACGAGAUCGCCGACGUCCCCCUCCUGAUCGCCAAGAUGUGCAGGUACGCGGGGAACGAAGCCGCAGCCAACGCCAUCUUCCCUCUGUUCCUCGUCGUCUGGAUCGUGACUCGCUGCGUCCUGUACCCCUUCUGGAUCAUGCGCAGUGUGUUCUUCGAUGCCACGCGAUACAUGUUCAUGCCCUCGGCCUACGUGUUCAUAUUCCUGCUGACGGGGCUCCUGCUGCUCAAUCUCAUUUGGACGUGGUUGAUCAUGAGCAUCGUUGUCAGGAAGAUUCGGGGAGGAAAGCUGCAAGAUUUUCGGUCAUCUUCUGAGAGUGAAAAUGAUGACGACAAAAAAAGUGUGUAACAGCAUACGAUUUUUCAUUCAUAUGCCCCAUUCCUCAGUAAACAAUCUCUCACCGUUAACUGCAGAUAUCAUACUGCCUUUGCCAUUCUCAUUUCUUCAGUAUAACAUUAGUUAGUUUUGUCAGUUUUGUGUGUGUAACUGUAUAACUUGUUGGAAAGCUGUAUACUUUAUCAUCAGAAGCAUUUCAUUAUAAUUUCUUUUGUCGUCACCAUUAUUAUCAUUGAUAUUAUUAUUAUUAUUAUUACCACUACUAUUACUACCA
Messenger RNA from Penaeus vannamei (Pacific white shrimp), 1601 nucleotides. Its product is annotated as ceramide synthase 2. Gene Ontology annotation, molecular function: sphingosine N-acyltransferase activity. NCBI's taxonomy places the organism in Eukaryota, Metazoa, Arthropoda, Malacostraca, Decapoda, Penaeidae. Gene Ontology annotation, cellular component: membrane. Gene Ontology annotation, biological process: ceramide biosynthetic process. The record is from RefSeq and is a predicted model, not a curated record.